UCGUGCAACACUGCCACCCCGUGUCCGGCCGAGCAGCUGCACUCUCCCGCUGAGCGCUCAGACGGGCUUGGCGCUCCGUGGUCUGCAGGCUGCUGCUGCUUCCUCUCAGCCUGAACGGAGCUUUUUUCUCCCGCACAUACCCGGGCUGACAGCCGCCGUGCCGUCCCCUCCGCUCUCAAGGAACAUCUUUUAGGACACCUUAAACACCUUUUUCCGACGCUGUGCUUCCCCUCAAAGCCGCCGUGGUCUGCUUGUGUGAAUAAAGAGCUGCGGUAAAGAGAGAGCCUCCCUCCUUCAGCUGCUAGAUACCAGAGUGUUGAAGCACAGCAAGAGGAUUUACUCCUCAUCACGUCUGCCCCCGGAUCACAGCUCCAGUUCAUCAGUGGCAGCUUGCUUACUGCUGCACUGUUGGAUCUAAUUGGACAUCAGGCCUCCAGGGUGUUGGGGAUGUGCCUCUCAGCGCAGCUGGCAGCAGCACAAUGAUCUCUGCUUAUCUGAGCGAAGAGCCACAGAAGCUUGAACAGCUCAGAGAGAGGCCAAUAAGAUCCCCUCCUCCAGAAGGAUCUCUUUAACACGGCUGUCUGCUGUGAUGAAUGCUGAUAUGUGGCCAGCUGAGGAACAGUGAAGGAGAUUCCAUGAGAAUGUGGAGGAACUCUGUGUUGGAGCCAGGGAUGUGGAUUGCACUCUGAGGAAAGACGCUACAGCAUAACUAUUACCGUAUUGUAAAACUGCUCAACCUGCAGGCUGAAAGUCCUCAUCAGGUUGUGCCGCUCCAGUUAUCAUAAUGACGCUCUCUCGGUAGCCUCCCGCUACCAGUUUGACAUUCAUCCUUUUCCCCAAAGCUCCCUCACUGCUGAUAACACUCAGUGCCACGUUUUACUUUAACUGUACAGACCGCCACCUGCCAUGGAUCGCCUGUGUCCGGGUGAAGGCGUGAGCCGGACGCAGGCCCUCGUCGGCAAACUGUAGCCUCCUGGAUUGUCUUCAGCUUAUUUCCAGUGAUUUUAUUUUGGAGUUAAUCUUUCUUUGGACCAGGGAUGGAUGUACCGGAAGCCAGCAAGCAUGGCAAGAAGUCUACAAGUCAAAAGCUGGAGGAUCAGAAAAAGAUUUACACAGACUGGGCCAAUCACUACCUGGCCAAGUCUGGCUGUCCGCGCCUCAUCAAGGACCUGAGCCAGGACGUCACUGAUGGAGUCCUGCUGGCACAGAUCAUCCAGAUCAUAGCGAAUGAGAAGGUGGAGGAUAUCAAUGGCAGCCCCAGGAGUCAGUCGCAAAUGAUCGAGAAUGUGGACGCCUGCCUCAGUUUCCUGGACGCCAGAGGAGUGAAUGUACAAGGGCUCUCAGCAGAAGAGAUCAGGAAUGGCAACUUAAAGAGCAUCCUGGGCCUCUUCUUCAUCCUGUCACGCUACAAGCAGCAGCAGCAGCAACAGCAGCAGUAUUACCAGUCCCUGGUGGAGCUCAGCCAGCAGACCAGCAGCACCGCAUCGUCCGCCAGCAGCCUCAAGACGCAGGAGAUGCAGUCCAGUCUCACAGCACGAUAUGCAAGUCCUCCGGGCCACAGUGGAAUAGGGUCACCACAGAAGAAAAACACAAGGUUACCGGGACCCUCCAGGGUACCUGCUGCAGGCAGCGGGGCCUCCAGGAACCUGGGCUCUUCCAACCUUAACCGUCGCAGCCAGAGCUUCAACAGCAUCGACAAGAGCAAACCUCUCCAGUAUGCAAGCGGCAACGACAGAGAGGCGGUGAGGGGCAUCCCAGUACCCGGCGGGAUGAACGGGAGCGGUAUCGGUGGGACGGUUCCCACCAGCCUCAGUGGGCAGCAGCUGGCCUCUGCUAUCCCCUCCCCCUCCUCUGGCAAGUCAUGGCGAAGCAAGUCUAUGAAUCUCAAGCACAGCGCCACCUCGUCCAUGCUGGCCAGUCCCACGCACUCGCCCUCGUCCACCCCUUCACCCCAGACCCCGGAAGGCCUCCAGCCACAUGGAAGCGACGGGUCAAAAGUAGGGUCAGCUGUCGGCGGGGGACCCCAGAGGUCCAUGCUGGAGAAGUUCCGUCUUAUCAACCCUCGAUCAGCUUCGCGAACGUCACCGUCUGUGGCGGAGAUGGCGCUGCAGGAAGAGGAUGAUCUGUCAGAGUACGGCGAGGAUGGAUUGACGCCCAUGGGGUCCGUGUGCAGCAGCAGCAGUAGCAGUGCUACAGCCAAACAAAUGCCUACAAAGACACCCACAUCCUCCCUCAAUGCAUCAAGCAAGACCUCCUCCUCUUCCUCCCCUUCCUCUUCAUUUUCAAAGGGUUCUGCUAAUGGUAGCAGGUCCAUGGCCUCGUCCAAAGACAAGGAGGACAAAAGCAAGUCUGGGAAAUCUUCUAAGGACAGUUCUCCACCCAAAGAGGAGCGUGAGUCGUUUGCUGACUCCACAAAGAAGACCUCCAAAAUCGCCAGCCUCAUCCCCAAGGGAGGGAAGCCGUCAUCGGGAAAGAAAGAUGCUUCCAGCGGCAUCCCUAAGCCAGGACUUAAAACUCCCUCCACCACGACGGCCAAGCCUCAGAGUCAGUCCCAGACUCAAAGCCAGGCUACCUUAAACAGCAGCGGCAACCUGCGGGGAGGAGAGGGAGAGAGAGCCAAGCUGACAAAAAGUGGACAGGGCGGGAGUUUCUACAUACAGCGCUCCAUUGGGGGCCCAGAGGCCAAACGGACCAGCAUGACCUCCUCCACCAGCACCUCAGCCCUGUCCGGGUCCAGUGGGGUGCUGGUAGGAGGAGGCGGAGGAGGAGGAGGAGGAGGAGGAGGAGGAGCUCUUGGAGGGAAUGGAGUUGUUCAGCUUCCUCAGCAACAGCAGCACAACCACCCCAAUACUGCCACUGUGGCUCCCUUCAUGUACAGGACAUUCUCAGAAAAUGACUGCACCAUGGUGGCCCCAGCCGACCCCUGCCUCAGCCCCACCAAGGGAGAGCUGGUUUACAGCAAGACAGCCAAACAGUGCCUGGAGGAGAUAUCAGGAGAGGACCCUGAGACAAGACGCAUGAGGACGGUGAAGAACAUCGCUGACCUGCGGCAGAACCUGGAAGAAACCAUGUCCAGUUUACGGGGAACACAGAUCAGCCACAGUACACUAGAGACAACCUUUGAUACCACGGUAACCACUGAGGUCAACGGGCGGAGUCUCCCAGCCCUCACCGCACGCUCCUCCCCCAUGGCCUGGCGUCUGGGCCAAUCCCAAACCCCACGUCUCCAGGCAGGCGACGCCCCCUCAAUGCCCAGCAGCUAUGCUGCGCCCAGGGCGAGCACGACAGGCGCUGGCACCACCACAGGCCGCUACAGUGGGCACUCGGACCCCUCCAGGUUUGUGUACAGCGCCCCCCUGAGGCGAGGAGCAGCAGCAGGGGCGAGGGGGGCGGAGCAGGGGGAGAAGGGAGGAGGAGGGCUGGAAGGAGGGAAGCAGAUGGAGGUGGCAGGGUACAUGAGUGAUGGGGACAUCCUAGGAAAGAACGGCCGGAUGGAUGAGAUCACCAGCGGAUACCUUACAGACGGCGGCCUCCAUCUGUAUGCACGGAACACAGGCCGAGCCUCAGACGUGGCUUCUUCUCGAGAAAUAUCUCAGAGAGGAGGCAAAGAGAUGCAGGGCGACAUAGACAGCUGGGACGACAGCAGCUCAGUGAGCAGCGGGCUGAGCGACACGCUGGACAACAUCAGCACUGAUGAUCUGAACACACCAGCCUACUCCGCCGUCAGCUCGUCACGCAAAAGCAAGGGAGCACAGUCCCAGAGAGGAAGCAGGUCCAAGCAUGCAGAGCAGGAGGUGAGCAGCAGCUGGGCCGGAGCCGAGGACUUGAAGAAGGUGGAGGAGGAGCUGGAUGCAAGCAUGGACCCCAGCAGCGGCUCCUCCCGCUGGAAGCCUUCCUCAUCCUCAUCUUCCUCCCAAGCCCAGGGCCAGUAUGAGGAUGCUGGUCAGAAGGCCGCUGCACUGGCCCAGAUGUCCCAGACUGGCUCGUUGAGGAGGGGCAUGACGGCCCAGGUGGGCAUCACGCCGCCCAGGACAAAGAGUACCUCUGCCUCCCUCAAAACACCUGGCAAAACUGAUGAUGCUAAAGCCUCAGAGAAGGGCAAGGCGCCUUCCAAGAGUUCAGCUGGCAUCCAGCGCUCACCCUCAGAUGCUGGGAAGAGUAGUGGAGAUGAAGGCAAGAAACCCCCCUCUGGCAUUGGACGCCCACCCACCACAGGUUCUUUUGGAUACAAGAAGAUCCCUGGUCCCAGUGGCACCCUAAUCACCUCCAGUGGUGCAACACUCACCAGUGGCUCAGCCACCCUGGGCAAGGCACCCAAAUCCUCAGCUGCCCUCGGCAAAGGUGCAUGCAUUGGUGGUGUGCGUAAGACCAGCCUGGAUGGCUCACAGCCCCAGGAUGAUGGCAUUUUGCUCAGCUGCGGAGGCUCCAAAGUGCCCCUGCAGUAUCGCUCUCUCCCCAGACCAGCCAAAUCCUCCAGUGGGGUGGCGGCAGGGCGCAGCGGGCACCGCUCCAGCUCCAGCAGCAUCGACUCAAACGUCAGUGGCAAGUCAGCUGGAGGGGCAGCGACGCCAGCGGGCGCCAAACGCAGGGACGCAGGAAAAGUGGGCUCAGACCGCUCCAGUCCCAUCACCAUCAACCAGACAGACAAGGAGAAAGUGGCAGUGUCAGACCAGGACCCAGCAGCAGGACUAUCCACCUCCCCCAAGUCCAGCCCCACCUCCACUUCAGCAGGCCAGUCAGGCCUCAGGCAGCCGGGCUCCAAGUACCCUGAUAUUGCUUCUCCUACCUUCCGCAGAUUGUUUGGCACCAAAGCCAGCAGCAAGGCCAGCUCUCCGGGCACGCCCGACUCUGGCAAGUGCCCCUCAUUACUGGGCAGCCCCCACGGCACGCUGGCGAGGCAGGCCAGUCUGGACUCGCCCUCCUCUGGCACGGGGAGCCUGGGCAGCGCUGGCGGCCUGAGCGGUGGCAGCAGCCCACUGUACGGUAAAACCCCAGACCUGUGCACUGACUCCCUGGCCUCCAGCCCGGCCUCUGGCCUCUCCUUGCCCUCCAACGCUCGGCCCUGGCCUGCCUGUAGCUCAUCAGCUGGCAGCAAGGACACACUGAGCUGCCAAAGCAUGACCAGUCUGCACACCAGCUCUGAGUCCAUUGAUCUGCCGCUGGGCCACCACGGGCCCAAGGUUACACGAACCGGCAGUGUCAAGUCCACCCUGUCUGAGGGCAUGCCUCUUGACAGAAACACGCUUCCCAAAAAGAGACUGAGGUACCCUCCGUCCUCACGGCAGACAUCCCAUGAGGAAGGGAAGGAGUGGUUGAGGUCCCAUUCAACAGGAGGGCUUCAGGACACCGGCAGCCAGUCCCCGCUGUCUCCUCCAGGAGCCUCCUGCACCACCACGGGAAAAUACCACUACUCCAACCUGUUGAGCCCCACUAACAUCAGCCAGUAUAACCUGCCACCAGGCAGCAGCAGUAUGAGCCGCUCCAACAGCAUCCCUGCCCAGGACUCCUUUGACCUGUAUGGAGAGGGUCACCCACUGGGUGGCAGUGCAACCUCCCUAGAGGAUCGCCCACGGGCCAUUAGCCGCUCUGGCUCCUUCAGGGACAGCACUGACGAAGUCCAUGGCUCUUCACUGUCUCUGGUCUCCAGCACGUCUUCACUGUACUCUGCGACUGAGGAGAAAGCGCACUCAGAGGGCCAAACAGUCCAAAAUUCCACGCAAAUCAGAAAGCUGCGUCGGGAGCUGGACGCCUCUCAGGAGAAGGUGGCGACCCUGACGUCUCAGCUGGCUGCCAAUUCUCACCUGGUGGCGGCUUUCGAGAAGAGCCUGAGUAACAUGACCUGCCGCCUGCAGAGCCUCACCAUGACUGCUGAACAAAAGGAGUCUGAGUUGGCUGAGCUGAGAGAGACAAUAGAGACGCUGAAGACCCAGAACACCGAUGCCCAGACGGCCAUCCAGGUGGCGCUCAACGGCCCGGACCACCUACACAAAGACCUGCGGAUUAGACGGCAGCACUCAUCUGAGAGUAUGUCUAGUAUCAACAGCGCGGCCAGUCACUCCAGCAUGGGCAGCCUGGGCAAGGACACAGAAGACAAGAAGAAGAAGAAGAAGAGUUGGGUGGCUGAUUCCAUCCCGGCUCAGUUACGCAGCUCCUUCAAACAGGCCUUCAGCAAGAAGAAAACCAAAUCUCAAUCAGCACAUGAUGAGAUGGAGGAGAUGACCGACUCGCUGCCGUCCUCGCCAAAACUGCAGCACGACAACAGGCAAGGCAGCAUCGCCACGCUGCGCUCAUCGCCCUCCACCACAGAGCUGUGUGAAUGCACCGAGGCCGAGGCUGAAAUCAUCCUCCAGCUGAAGAACGAGCUGAGGGAGAAGGAGCUCAAGUUGACAGACAUCCGCCUGGAGGCGCUUAGCUCCGCCCACCACCUAGACCAGAUCCGAGAGGCCAUGAACCGCAUGCAGAACGAGAUUGAGACGCUGAAAGCGGAGAACGAUCGUCUCAAGUCCAGCGGUAACGCCACGCCGACAGCCACACCCGUCAAGACAGCCCGGCCGCCCUCCGAGACCUCCAGCACGUCCUCAUCCUCCUCGCGUCAGUCCUUGGGGCUGUCGCUCAAUAACCUCAACAUCACCGACACCAUCAUGUCAGAUAUUCUGCUAGAUGAUAGCUACGAGGGCAAUCUGCGCAAAGAAGGCCGGAGUGUGCGAAUAGUGGUUACCAUCAACAGCGGGCCAAAUACCACUAAGGGUACACAAAGCCAGCAGUACCUGAUUGGCUCUAUAGGUGUGAGUGGGAAAACCAAGUGGGACGUCCUGGAUGGGGUCAUCCGACGCCUCUUCAAGGAGUAUGUGUUUCGGGUGGACCCCCUGACCAGCCUGGGUCUGAGCUCAGACAGCAUAGUCUGCUACAAGAUGGGCGAGGUAGUUCGCUCCCACGCCUCCGAAGUGCCUGAGCUGUUGCCAUGCGGCUACCUGGUGGGCGACAACAACGUCAUCAAGGUCAACCUCAAAGGCUUGAAGGAGAACAGUAUAGACAGCCUGGUGUUUGACACGCUCAUUCCAAAGCCCAUCAUCCAGCGGUACCUCAACCUGUUGAUGGAGCACCGUCGUAUCAUCCUCUCAGGACCCAGCGGCACCGGCAAGUCCUUCAUGGCCGCCAAGCUGGCCGAGUUCAUCAUUACCCAAAUGGGGCAGAAGGUGACUGAGCACAACCUGGCCAGCUUCAACGUGGACCAGAAUUCCAGCAAGGACCUGCGUCAGUACCUGUCUAACCUGGCAGAACAGUGUAACUCAGAGGAGACGGACACAGAGCUCCCCACUGUGGUCAUCCUGGACAACCUCCACCAUAUUGGCUCCCUCAGUGACAUAUUCAACGGCUUCCUCAACUGCAAGUACCACAAAUGCCCUUACGUUAUCGGGACCAUGAACCAGGGAGUCUCCUCCUCUCCUAACCUUGAGCUACACCACAACUUCAGGUGGGUGCUGUGCACCAACCACACCGAACCGGUCAAAGGUUUCCUGGGUCGUUUCCUGCGGCGGAAGCUGAUAGAGACGGAGAUCAAUAAGAACAUGCGCAGCAAUGACCUGAUUAAGAUCAUUGACUGGAUCCCCAAGACCUGGCAGCACCUCAACAGCUUCCUGGAGGCACACAGCUCAUCUGAUGUCACCAUAGGCCCUCGCCUCUUCCUGUCCUGUCCCAUGGAUGUAGAAGGCUCCCGGGUUUGGUUCACUGACCUGUGGAACUACUCCUUGGUGCCCUACCUGCUGGAGGCUGUCAGGGAAGGACUUCAGCUGUACGGCAAAAGAGCUGCGUGGGAGGAUCCAUCCAAGUGGGUGAACGACACGUAUCCGUGGAACGCCGCCUCACUGCAGCAGGACGGCCAAUCGCUGCUCCAGCUGAGGCCGGAGGACGUGGGAUACGACGGCUACAGCUCGUCCAAGGAGGGAGCUUCAUCCAAGCAGGUGUCUCAGAGUGACACAGAGGGAGACCCACUGAUGAACAUGCUCCUAAGGCUGCAGGAGGCUGCUAACUACUCCAGCACACAGAGCUGCGACAGCGACAGCACCAGUCACCAUGACGACCAGCUGGACUCCUCGCUGGAGUCGGCGCUAUGAGACCAAGAGCUUUGCUAGGAGACAUCGGAUCCUUGGAAUCCCUGGACCCCUGGACCACGGGAACCUUUGGACCUCCUUCACUACCAGACACCCCUAUAGUGCACAGAUGUAUGAUAUAUGAAAAGUUUUAUUAUCCAAAAUGAUAUACCCACCAUUUGAAAAAACCCCCACAUAUUUUUACAUAACAAUGGUGCAAUAUUAAAUCAAAUUAUCAUAUGUUUUAAAGGGCAGUAGCCAUCAAGCAUCUUCAGUGGUCAAAUGAUAAACAAUCAUACAAGUUAGCUCAUUUAUAUUUUACAGACCUGAAAUAGUGAAAUUAGCUCAUUUUUAAUUGGUGUAUAACAUUUUAGGAUACAACUUUUCAUAUAUGUGUAGGCGGGGCGUGUCUGAUAAGGGACAGUAGUCUCUCUGAAGUUGACUUGUAAGGAGUAAAUCAUAUUUGUGCUCAGCCAUGAUGAGCUACA
Messenger RNA from Thunnus maccoyii (southern bluefin tuna), 8578 nucleotides. It is a transcript of the gene nav3, whose product is annotated as neuron navigator 3. Gene Ontology annotation, molecular function: ATP hydrolysis activity; protein binding; ATP binding. NCBI's taxonomy places the organism in Eukaryota, Metazoa, Chordata, Actinopteri, Scombriformes, Scombridae. The transcript is spliced from 46 exons. The record is from RefSeq and is a predicted model, not a curated record. Bases 1038 to 8114 code for a protein of 2358 amino acids. Gene Ontology annotation, biological process: nervous system development; neurogenesis.